Molecule: messenger RNA, 1051 nt
Organism: Tauraco erythrolophus (red-crested turaco)
Lineage: Eukaryota; Metazoa; Chordata; Aves; Musophagiformes; Musophagidae
Source: RefSeq, a predicted model, not a curated record
AUGGACCUCGUAGCAGCUGCCGGUACGUACAAGGAGGUUAUCGUGGAGAUGGACCCAGGUGUCUCACAGUGGUGCACAAUGGGAGGACAAGCGACAACAACCUCUGUCGAAACCUUGGAAGUGAAUUGCCAGCUGCUUGUGAACAGUCUGAUCCCGCCGGUAGUCUGGUCCCUUGUGAGAACCUUCACUCCUUUUUACUUUCUGGUGGAGCCGAUGGACGUUCUGUCAGUUCGCGGAGCGUCCGUUAUAAUGAACUGUUCAGCUUAUUGUGAAACUUCCCCAAAAAUCGAGUGGAAAAAAGACGGGACUUUUCUCAACUUGGUGUCAGAUGACCGUCGCCAGUUGCUACCGGAUGGAUCUUUAUUAAUAAACAGUGUGGUGCAUUCCAAGCAUAAUAAACCUGAUGAAGGAUAUUAUCAAUGCGUGGCGACUGUGGAAAGCCUGGGGACCAUUGUCAGCAGAACGGCAAAGCUCACGGUAGCAGGCCUGCCCAGGUUCACCAGUCAGCCAGAGCCAUCAGCCGUGUAUAAAGGAAACAGUGCAAUCCUCAACUGUGAAGUCAAUGUUGACCUGGCUCCGUUCGUGAGGUGGGAGCGGGAUCGUCAGCCGGUCUUUCUGGACGAUCGUGUGUUCAAAUUGCCGAGUGGAGCUCUAAUUAUUAGCAACGCCACUGACACGGAUGGAGGGCUGUAUCGCUGCGUCGUUGAAAGUGGUGGGACCCCCAAAUACAGCGAUGAAGCAGAGCUCAAAAUUCUUCCAGAUCCAGAGGUGCCCCAGAACUUGAUGUUUGUGAGGCAGCCCUCUUCACUUACUAAAGUGACCGGGCAAAGUGCGGUUUUUCCAUGCGUUGCCGUAGGAUUUCCAACUCCAUAUAUCAAGUGGACAAGAAACGAAGAAGAACUUAUCACAGAAGGCUAUGAAAGAUUUCUUCUGCUUGCGGGAGGCAGCCUGGAGAUCCGUGGUGUCAGGGAGGAGGACGUCGGGACGUACACCUGUGUAGCGGAUAACGGCAACGAGACCAUUGAAGCUCAGGCAGAACUGGCAGUUCAAG